Messenger RNA from Drosophila pseudoobscura, 800 nucleotides. RefSeq names its product Ninjurin C (gene NijC). Gene Ontology annotation, biological process: cell adhesion; tissue regeneration. Lineage: Eukaryota; Metazoa; Arthropoda; Insecta; Diptera; Drosophilidae. The transcript is spliced from 4 exons. The record is from RefSeq and is a predicted model, not a curated record. Gene Ontology annotation, cellular component: membrane. The coding region runs from base 237 to 704 and encodes 155 amino acids.
AUUUCAGUUGGCUUUCAGUUGUUUAAUCGUUUGGUUGUGUCGCCAGCCGUCUCCACGACAACGACGCUUCAGGUUUCCACAAUUAGAGAAGACAAUGAAAUGAAACCCCGAACAGCUCGAAUUGAAAUGAAUUUUGAGCUUUGUUGAAUCAAGUGCACACCCGACAAAAGUGCAACGUUGUGUGACCGAAAACCAACAAAAAGCUAGUUAAAAGCGAAACCAAAUAAAAAGUCAGAAUGGCUCAGGUUGUGGCUGGGGAUGAGCGGGUCAACGAAACUGAGUACCUUCUUCCUUUGCAGAAAUCCGUAAAAUAUGCCUGGCAGAUGAAAGCCAUGGACGCCAAUCGGUAUGCGACGAAGAAGACGAUCGCCCAGGGCAUGCUGGAUAUAGCACUGCUGACUGCCAAUGCCUCCCAGUUGAAGUACAUCCUCCAGGUGGGGGAACAGCAUCAGUUUUACAAGCUUAUGCUGAUUCUCAUCAGUCUGUCGAUCGUGAUGCAGCUAUUGGUUGGAAUUCUGUUUGUGGCCAUCGGCGGUCUCAACAUCAAUCGGCAGAAAGAUCAGACGGCGGCGGUCAUCUUGAACGAUAUCAUAUUGGUGGUGAUAUUCGUGAUAUCCGUUCUGAAUGUAAUUAUUUCGGGUUUCGGCAUUGAGUACUCGUCACAGCCGCUUAGACUCCUCGAACCGCAUGCAAAGACACCUUAGAACUAAGAAAAAUCCAACGAUUAACUUGUAACAUAUUCUAACCAUGUACUCUUUAAGAUUUAUAAGCAAAUAAAUAAAUAUAUUGAUAGAUAUGUA